Molecule: messenger RNA, 3057 nt
Organism: Oryza brachyantha (malo sina)
Lineage: Eukaryota; Viridiplantae; Streptophyta; Magnoliopsida; Poales; Poaceae
Product: E3 ubiquitin-protein ligase RBBP6
Exons: 14
Coding region: 156-2699 (847 amino acids)
Biological process (GO): DNA repair; mitotic sister chromatid cohesion
Cellular component (GO): chromatin; nucleus
Source: RefSeq, a predicted model, not a curated record
CCAUCCCCCCUCCCUCCCUCCUCAGUUCUCACCCCCCCAGUCCCCUCGCGAAACCCUAACUACCUCCUCCCUCCCCCCCAUCCCUUCGGGUAGAUCCUCGCGAGGCCCCUCUCGGCUGGGGCGGCGCCGGGCGCGCCCCUCCGCUGGCCCCGCUGAUGGCGUCGGACGGCGCGCAGAUGGAGGUGGAGCGGCGGCUCCGCGACAUCGGCGCCCGCUUCGACUCGCUCCCGGGCGACAACGAGGAGCUUCUCAGGUUAAUCGAGGAGGCAGAAACCUGGUUGUCCAGGGUUGACCAGUCGCCGCCCGAGAGCAUGCACAAGGCUCUUCGUCCCACAAUGAGCGCGUUGAUUAACAAAGAGUUACUGGAUCACAGUGACCCCGAUGUAAAGCUUGCUGUUGCCUCCUGUUUAACGGAGGUUACCAGGAUCACCGCUCCAGAGGCUCCCUAUGAUGAUGACGUGAUGAAGGAUGUAUUUACCAGAGUUAUUGAGGCCUUUGAAAAGUUGGAUGAUAUGGAAAGCCCCUCCUAUGCAAGGAGGGUUGCGAUGCUUGAAACUGUUGCAAAGGUCCGGAGUUGUGUCCUGAUGUUAGAUCUUGACUGCGACGAUCUGAUACGGGACAUGUUUCACCACUUCUUCAGAACCAUAUCCCAUACUCAUCAAGAGAAUGUCAUCACCUCCAUGGAAACUGUGAUGAAGUUUGUAAUUGAUGAGAGCGAGGAUGUACAUCCAGAUAUGCCAUCCUGCCUGCUUCAAGAUCUAGCAUCUUACCUUUUGAAGAGUGUUAAAAAGGAAGAAAAAGAAACCCUUCCAGCAUCAUUUGGACUUGCAGAGAAGGUAAUUGAUAUGUGUCAUGAAAAGUUAAAGCCAGUGUUUAUUCCCUUACUUCGGGGCACUCCCUUAGAUGAGUACAGCAAAGUUGUUACAUCAUUGUUCGAAGAUGUUUUAGAUGCUGGAGUAGCCGACAGUGCUGAUGCUCCUGGAAAGGACACGGUGGCUGACAAAAAAUCAUCUCUUAAGUUAAUUUCGGAUAAGUCACCUCAGGAAUCUUCUAAGUCAGAUCAAGAUGCCAAUUGCCCUGGAAAAGACAGAACUCCAAACAAUACUUCCACAUCGGUGGUAAGCAAUGGUGGUGCUUUAGUAGACAGGGUCAAGUCUCCAAAUGGACCAUCUUCUUCUGAUAAGAAUCUUGAACUGCCUUCUGAUGACAAGCAGGCAAAAGACUCUGAUGAUUUGGUUUCUGGUGCUAAAGAAGUACAGGAACCAAUCACCACUGAGCCUGAAAAACCAAAACCAUCUGAUCAUAAUUUAAAGAAAAGUCAUAAACUUGAUUCUUCCACUGAUUCUGAAGUGGCCGAUCAUUCUAAGGCUGUUAACAGCAAUGAGGAUAUUUUAGCCUCCGGGGAGUUAUCCCCAGAGAGAAAUGAUGGUGAUAAUAAGCUGCCAUCAGAGACUGAAAACAGAACUGCUGAUGACAAAUCAAAACCUGUUGAUGACACACCUAUGGUCAAGGCAAAGCGAGGCCGUCCUGCUGUACCAAAGUUGCAGGAGAAGAAGACUGCUGGAAAAGGCAAAGAAUCAAGUUUAGAGUCUAAAAAGGCUGACACAGUUAGCAAUUCUGGUGGAAGGACUACAAGGCGAUUGGCUAAAGAUGAUACCAAGUCUUCGUCAAAAAAGACUGGUGAGGGGGAAUCUUCGAAGAAGCAGCAGAAGGAAAAUUCGAAAGUGCAGGAAGAUACCUCACCUGAUGACGGCACUGAUGAGGAUCUCAGUUUAAAGGACAUCGUGUCCCCCAAGGCUUCAAUCAAGACGGGUAAAAACAAGGGCCAGCCAGGUGACAGUGCGGGUUCAAAAAGGAAGCGUGUACAGGAAGCUGAAGAGACUCCCCAGCCCAAGAAGAACACAAUUCUAGAUGGAAGUCUUAUUGGCUCAAGAAUCAAAGUAUGGUGGCCUGAUGACAAAAAGUUCUAUAAAGGUGUUGUUAAAUCAUUUGAUGUUACUUCAAAAAAGCACAAGGUUGUGUAUGAUGAUGGUGACAUUGAACGAUUACAGCUUAAGAAAGAAAAAUGGGAAUUUCUUGAUGAGGGUCAAGACAAUAAUCCUGAUGCAUCUUCUGAUAUGCCACGUGGCAGAAGAGGUAGAGUCAGUUCGGGUGAGCAAACAAAGCAAGGAAAAGAAACACCCAGCAGUGGGAAGCAACUUGGCACUGAUGGGACCGAUCCUCCCAAGAAAAGAGGACGCCCAAAAGCUGUGCGUUCCGGCAAUAGUUCGCCAAAUGAUGACAGUCCGUUGAGUUCAACCAGACUGAAGGGGAAAAAUGCAGAAAAAGAUGAAGAUGUACCGAAGACACCUAAAACUGGCAGUACCCUCAAGAAUGAAGGUGGAAGAUCAUCUCGACCCACUGGCAAUACAAAGGAUGGCCUGCUAAAGUCAAGCACCAAGGAUGAGACUGGUAGCACUAAAAGUGCAAACAAAUCGAAAAAUGUUACUGGCAGCAAACACAAGGAUUCAAAGGAAGCUAAAUCCAGUGAAUCAAAUCCAAAAGGUGCAAGCACUGCCAAAUCUGCUGAUAGGUCCAAGACAAACGGUCUUUCAACCAAAAGAAAGCAAAAGGAGAAAGAAGUCGAGUCAUCUGAAGAGGAAGAGGUGUCUGCUAAAAUUUCUACUGGAAAGAAGCGCAGAAGGAAGGCUCAUAACUGAUUGCUCUGGUCUGUGCAGUUCUUCCAAUGGGUAUUUGUGAGACGCAGUCAAGGUUUUUGGUAUGAGCAACCUAGCUUGUAGUAUAUGGCUUCCAAUCCUUGGCUGGUUGCGGGUUGCCUGCUCAGUCUUGUCCUGAUCGACCCUCACGAAACAACUGGUAGUUGUAGCAGUUGCAGUGGUAGUUGUAAUGUAGGUGUUACUUUUUUUCCCCCUUGUGGUCAGCUGUGCAUGCCUCUAGCAAAUGUGGAUUUCAUGCUUGCUGUGUUUCCAUCCUAAUUAGAUUGUAUUUUGUGCUGGAGAUAUUUGAGACGUCAAUUUUGCAGCAAGAAUGAAUGGAGAAAUGUGGAAGUUCAUAUCA